GAGCUAAUAAAACAUUUUCUCCUCUCCUUGAAGCGGCAGCUUUUAGGACAUCUCUUUUAUGUCAGAGACACUUGCCUUGCUUCUUUGGGUUAUAAACUUUUGAUGCCAGACCUCUGCAGAACGUGCCCAACUGAAUCUUAAAGUAGCAUCUUGAAGAGAGAGGCAGAGAAAGAGCAAUCUGUGACCUUCAUCCCUGCACCUUCCUUCUUCCUCUCCCUUCCCGGCUGCCUCCCUCUUCCCCAGGGGAGCGUCAAGAAAGCUCUUUUUGGAUGCAGGAGGGGGCAUCUGGUUCUGCUAGGCUGGAAAGCUGAGGCAGGAUUUGAGGAAGAAUCAUUAGACUCCGGAGAGCCUGGACUCGUUUCUCCUCCUUCCCCCUCUCUGCUUCUGGCUUGCUCCAUCCCCUUUCCGUCUCCCCACAUCACCGCCAGUGACCCGCUGGUGUGCGGGGCAGGGGACAAGGACCGUGCCUCUGCUGGAGUUCUGGGAAGUUGUGGCUGUCGAGGAUGGGGGUCUGUGGGUACCUGUUCCUGCCCUGGAAGUGCCUCGUGGUCGUGUCUCUCAGGCUGCUGUUCCUUGUACCCACAGGAGUGCCCGUGCGCAGCGGAGAUGCCACCUUCCCCAAAGCUAUGGACAACGUGACGGUCCGGCAGGGGGAGAGCGCCACCCUCAGUAUAUUUGCCCAGGAGAAGGGCCUGGCCACUGUGCAUGAACUCCCCAUUUCUCAGACCAGGGAGGAGAUUCGUGAGUGUACCAUAGAUGACCGAGUCACCCGGGUGGCCUGGCUAAACCGCAGCACCAUCCUCUAUGCUGGGAAUGACAAGUGGUCCAUAGACCCUCGUGUGAUCAUCCUGGUCAACACACCAACCCAAUACAGCAUCAUGAUCCAGAACGUGGAUGUGUAUGACGAGGGCCCUUACACCUGCUCUGUGCAAACAGACAACCACCCGAAAACUUCCCGGGUCCACCUCAUAGUGCAAGUUCCUCCCCAGAUCAUGAAUAUCUCCUCAGACAUCACUGUAAAUGAGGGAAGCAGUGUGACCCUGCUGUGUCUUGCUAUUGGCAGACCAGAGCCAACUGUGACAUGGAGACAUCUGUCAGUCAAGGAAGGCCAGGGCUUUGUGAGUGAGGAUGAAUACCUGGAAAUCUCUGACAUCAAACGUGACCAGUCUGGGGAGUAUGAAUGCAGCGCCUUGAAUGAUGUUGCCGCACCUGAUGUGCGGAAAGUAAAAAUCACUGUAAACUACCCUCCCUAUAUCUCAAAAGCCAAGAACACUGGUGUUUCUGUUGGUCAGAAGGGUAUCUUGAGUUGUGAAGCCUCUGCAGUGCCUAUGGCUGAAUUCCAGUGGUUCAAGGAAGAUACCAGGCUAGCCACCGGCCUGGACGGCGUGAGGAUUGAGAACAAAGGCCACAUAUCCACUCUGACUUUCUUCAAUGUUUCAGAAAAGGAUUAUGGGAACUAUACUUGUGUGGCCACAAACAAGCUUGGGAACACCAAUGCCAGCAUCACACUGUAUGAAAUAAGCCCCUCAUCAGCAGUGGCAGGGCCUGGAGCAGUCAUUGAUGGUGUAAACUCGGCCUCUAGAGCACUGGCUUGUCUCUGGCUAUCAGGGACCCUCUUUGCCCACUUCCUCAUGAAGUUUUGAUAAGAAAUCAUAGGUCCUCUGAGCAACGCCUGCUUCUCCAUAUCACAGACUUUAAUCUACACUGCGGAGGGCAAACAAGUUUGGGCUUCUUUUUGUUUGUUUCUGUUCUUCUUUUUUUUUGGGGGGGAGGGUUGGUUUAUUUGAGUUUUUCUCCAGUUUGAAUGAGUGGGGUUGGGGGGAUGGGUGGGCAGGAUUCUACCAUGUGUAGGGUAAUCAUUCAUUGGUGUGUCCAAAAAUGGAAUCUAUCCCUGCUACCUGGGCCCUUUCCUUUCCUCUGCUCCUCUCCCCAUCAUCAUCACUACGAACCUCUCCUCCCCCAACACACCAAACCAUAAGCUCCAUUUGGGCAAAAACGUGCCUCAUGAUAAACACCCUGAAGACACAACUUGACUUACAAUGUAGUGCACAGCAAGAGUUAUAUCCAAGUGUCCUAUUAUCUGUGUCUUUUAAGCUUUGGGCCAUUUUCUUUAUUAUAAUGUACAUAUCCCUCCCUCCAUGUUUACUAUUAUCUAAUUACAUUGGGGUUCACAUCCUUUCUUUCUGGGAAGGUCUGAAUACACCCAUAUCCAUAUAUGUGUAUAUAUGGAUAUAUACACAUAUAUAUGUGGAUAUAUACACAUAUAUGGAUAUUCUUGUCACCUUCUCUA
Molecule: messenger RNA, 2290 nt
Organism: Leopardus geoffroyi (Geoffroy's cat)
Lineage: Eukaryota; Metazoa; Chordata; Mammalia; Carnivora; Felidae
Gene: OPCML
Product: opioid binding protein/cell adhesion molecule like
Exons: 9
Coding region: 504-1643 (379 amino acids)
Cellular component (GO): neuron projection
Source: RefSeq, a predicted model, not a curated record